This is a messenger RNA of Miscanthus lutarioriparius, 642 nucleotides long. The record is from the annotation of a GenBank genome assembly. NCBI's taxonomy places the organism in Eukaryota, Viridiplantae, Streptophyta, Magnoliopsida, Poales, Poaceae.
AUGGACCAGCAGGGUGCGGGCGGGGACGUGGAGGUGCCGGCGGGGCUGGGGCUGACGGCGGCGGAGUACGAGCAGCUGCGGUCGACGGUGGACGCGCACCACCGCUACGCCGUGGGGGAGGGCCAAUGCUCCUCGCUGCUGGCGCAGCGCAUCCAGGCGCCGCCGGCCGCCGUCUGGGCCAUCGUCCGCCGCUUCGACUGCCCGCAGGUGUACAAGCACUUCAUCCGCAGCUGCGCGCUCCGCCCGGACCCCGAAGCCGGCGACGCCCUCCGCCCCGGCCGCCUCCGCGAGGUCAGCGUCAUCUCGGGCCUCCCCGCCAGCACCAGCACCGAGCGCCUCGACCUACUCGACGACGCCGCCAGGGUCUUCGGCUUCUCCAUCACCGGAGGCGAGCACCGCCUUCGGAAUUACCGCUCCGUCACCACCGUCUCCGAGCUCGCGGACCCCGGGAUCUGCACCGUCGUGCUCGAGUCCUAUGUCGUGGACGUCCCCGACGGCAACACCGAGGACGACACCCGCCUCUUCGCUGACACCGUCAUCAGGCUCAACCUCCAGAAGCUCAAGUCCGUCGCCGAGGCCAACGCCGCCGCUGCCGCUGCCGCCACCACCAAUUCCGUCCCUCCGCCGCAGCCGGCGGAGUAG